Molecule: messenger RNA, 911 nt
Organism: Brassica napus (rape)
Lineage: Eukaryota; Viridiplantae; Streptophyta; Magnoliopsida; Brassicales; Brassicaceae
Product: SNAP25 homologous protein SNAP33
Exons: 5
Coding region: 1-798 (265 amino acids)
Cellular component (GO): SNARE complex; plasma membrane
Molecular function (GO): SNAP receptor activity
Source: RefSeq, a predicted model, not a curated record
AUGAUGAUUGCCCCUGAACCUUCUCUAGCCGCUAAGAAUCUCACCUUGAACCCUUUUGAUGAUGAUGAUUGUGAUGAGGUUGAGAAGAGAUUCACUACUUCGUCUAAACCCUCUUUGAAUCUGGAUGCAAAGAGGAGCCGGUACAGGAACGGUUUCCGUGAUUCUGGAGGUGUUGAGAACCAGAGUGUUCAGGAACUUGAGAGCUACGCUGUGUACAAGUCUCGGGAAACAACCAAAACCGUCCAAGGGUGUCUGAAAGUAGCGCAGGGGAUUAGAUCAGAUGCUACCAGGACUCUGGUCAUGUUGAAUGAGCAAGGCGAGAAGAUCACAAGGACACACCAGAAGACUGUUGACAUCGAUCAUGAUCUCAGUCGGGGUGAGAAACUUCUUGGAAGCCUCGGUGGCAUUUUUUCAAGGACUUGGAAGUCAAAGAAGUCUCGUUCCAUAACCGGUCCAGUCAUGACUAGAGGUGAAUCCCCAAAGAGAAGAGUUAAUCACUUAGAGACCAGAGAAAAGCUGGGGUUGAACCAUUUUCCUAAACCACAAUCAAGAACCCAUGAACCUCUCCCUGAAUCCCCUGAUGCCUAUCAGAAACUAGAGGUGGAGAAAGCAAAGCAGGACGAUGGACUUGCAGAUUUGAGUGAUCUACUCAGCGAACUGAAGAACAUGGCUGUUGAUAUGGGAACUGAAAUCGAAAGGCAAAACAAUGGACUUGAUCACCUUCAAGACGAUGUGGACGAGCUCAACUUCAGAGUGAAACAAUCUAACCAACGAGCUCUCCGUUUACUCAGAAAGUAAAACUAGUUAGCUUCUCUAUUCUCUUGAUCGUUUUGUUGCUUAAACUCAUGAAACAAUAGAUUCAAUGUUGUAACCCUGAUCUUAAUAAAAAUUGAAACAUUUGAUUCCGACAA